GCCGCGUGCGUCACACGCUGCGCAAUCAAGCACGGAAAUAACUAAACAGCUGUUCUACAAUAUUCGGUCGGGCAACUCAGCAAAGCAGUAUCUGUACGGUCACGCCAGCCAGCCGUUUUCCUUGGAGUCGUGAUUGUUUGGACAGAAUUGCUUUUGCUUUCUCAUUAUACUGGUAACCAUCGUGUGGUUUGGACUAUUCUUCCAUUUUUCAACGUUUAUUACUUCUUCGGUAUUGGCGUUUGAAGUGUGUGAAUCAUAAAAUAAUCCGUGAGCUACUUUAGCGAUAUGUUUACCUAAAUUCGUCGUUCGUUGUUAUUGUGACUUGAGUUGUAAUGCCUUGUGAAUACGUGGACCGCGAGAAGAGUUCCCCAGUGUUAUGUCAAUAGAAUCUCUCAAAAACAGUGUUUUAGAUUGUAGUAGUAUAGAAAAUUGUUAUUGACAAUGUCUAAUACCGUACCAACGAGUUCUGCCCUGAGGGCUUUGGCCUUAGAAUAUAAAAGUCUACAAGAAGAACCCGUGGAAGGAUUCCGGGUAAAGUUACUUGGAGAAGACAAUUUGUUUGAAUGGGAAGUCGCUAUUUUUGGUCCCCCAGAUACACUUUAUCAAGGUGGUUAUUUCAAGGCACAUAUGAAAUUUCCCCCAGACUACCCAUACUCACCGCCAUCCAUUAGGUUUUUAACAAAAGUUUGGCAUCCAAAUGUAUAUGAGAACGGUGAUCUCUGCAUAUCGAUACUGCACCCACCGGUGGACGACCCGCAGUCGGGAGAGCUGCCCUGCGAACGCUGGAACCCCACGCAGUCGGUCCGCACGGUGCUGCUCUCAGUCAUAUCGCUGCUGAACGAACCCAACACCUUCAGCCCGGCGAAUGUCGACGCCAGCGUCAUGUACCGCCGUUGGCGCGACUCCAAAGGGAAGGAUAAGGAGUACGAGAAUAUUAUCAGAAAACAAGCCCAAGUGGCGCGGAUGGAAGCGGAAAAAGAAGGCAUAGUUGUACCUCUUACGUUAGAAGAUUAUUGCAUUAAAACUCAGGUGAAGGCGACGACGCAAGAGCCGCAGUUGGACAUGACAGACUUCUAUGACGACGACUAUGACGAUCUAGAUUCUGAUUCCGACGAGGAGCUGGAAGGCGGUGACGGGGACGGGGAUGACAGCGGCAACGGCGAGUCGUGAGGACCCCCCCGCGCCCCGCGCGCGCCCUCUCCCCCCGCCAUCUCACGCGGCAGCGGACGGACCACACGACAACUGUAACCUCAUACUUAUUGUGAAAGGGCCCUUCAACAAAAAUUGCCAGAGACAACGAUUAUUUUUUUUAUUCAGUGUGAAAUUUGACCCGGAGUCGCAUGUUUUAUCGUUAGUUUGCGUGCACGCUUUUUGUCAUGAAAAACCAUAGACAGAGAAAAAAAGACAGACGGAGUUAAAAUGAUUUGUGCUUCAUUUUACCGUAAAAUUCCAGCCGCCAUAACAAUGCCUAACUUUUCAAGCCACCCUCCGUCCGCUUUUUUUUAUGUCUAUGAAAAAACAUUUUGAAAGAAUUAAUAUCUAUUUCUAAACAUAAAAACCAUUUUAGCGGAAUAAAAUUUACUCCUUUUAGUAAAAAAAGUGAGAUCUUUUUAAUUUUAAAAUCAAUGAAAGAAAUAAGAUGAAGCAAUGUUUGAGUGGCAUAAACGAAUAAUUAAAUAAUGGUACAGGCUUGAACCGACAUAAAUAUAGACAGAAAAAAGGUACAAACUAAAUUUAUUUUCUGUGAUCAAUUUUUUUUGUUAUAUUUCUUUAAAGUAGAGCACUUGACUACUGAUACAUUCUAUCUAACCUUCAGAAUUAAUUUGUGUCGAAAUUAAGGUUUCACGAUCAUUCCAUCAUGUAAGCCUUUAAUGUUCUUCUUCUUAUUUCUUCAUAGUGUGUGUAUUACUUCUAAAUAUUUCAAUGCUUGCCAUCCCUUUAAAAAACAUUUUCCAAUAAUGGUACUGCCUAAGUUGUCGUUGUUAUUUGCAAAUUUUAAGUUUUUAUGCAAAAAUUUACAUCAUCAUCGUAAUUGUAAACGAAAAGUUGAAUGCCGUAAUUUUUUGAUGCCAAAUCGAUAUCGUUUUGUAACGGAGGCAGUGACUUGCAUUACAUAUAUUUUUCACAGACAAGAAAAAGCCAUUCUUGAAAGCCAGCUUUUUUUUAUAUUACAUUGAAACUACAGGCUCUGCCUAUUUGUCUAUAUAACAUACACGUCGCUGGGUAGCAAGGAAUUGGCUUGGAAUCCAAAGCUAUUUUAAAAUAAAUUAAGGCCCUAUUAUUUUAAGAGUAUAUUAGGCAUUGAUUGGAUCUAAAUAACUUGGCUAGCAGUAUAAUCAUUUUAUAUAUUACUAUUUUACAUUUUCCUUGUCCUAAUAUUAAAUUUAUAUAGCUUGGGAAUGUCUAUGUACGAUUUACGAACUGGGCUACGCCCGCAUAUAGCCUACGAUGCAUUUUAUCGUUUUGUAUUAAAGAAAAAUGGCUGAAACAUGCGCCAUUUCAGACAAUAAUACGACUUCAGUGCGCAGACAAAGUCAGCAUCAUGUAAUGUAAAAAUAUUUACCGACUUAUUUAAAAGUGCUCCAAUAUUAUAUACUUGAACAUAUUUUACAGCGAGAAAAUGUUCUGUAGGACAGAAUGUGUGUAGGUAACUUGAUAUGUUCGUGUUUAUAUGACCAUACAACUUAUAACUGUAUGCAGAUUCCUCAUACGUCGUCCGUACUCGCCGCUUGAACUGGAUAGCUAAAUGUAAUAACAAUUAAAUAUAUGAAUAUAACAUCUCUUUUGUUUAAAUAGACAUUAUUAGUAUGUUCUCAUUCAAUUCACUACGUUAAUUUAGUUUCCUUAAUUAGAAGCCCAUUAUUUUGUCGGGUUAUAUGCGAUGAAUGUACUUGUCAGUAGAAAUAAUUACCUACAAGACUUCUGUGAUUGUUAACAUUGAUGUUACAAUUAUUUUUAUAUGUUUAGUUUAAUUUUAUAGUUUAUAAACACGUGAUGCGUACUUCAUUUUCCUUUGGUUUUGUCAGCCUAUUUGAAUUCAGUUUUGUUUUUUUUUUUUGUAAAAUAUGAAGUUUAUAUUCACAAGAUCAUUUAUUUGAUAUGUGUCUAAAUUAUUUCAGUUUUCUAAAAAUCAAAUGUACAGAGAUUGUAAAAUUUCUUUGUUUGGUGGGUAUGCUCAAAUCAUGAAAUAAAGCUAAAGAAAAUAUGGUAUAAAUAUUAAGAUAUAAUAAACUAGAGUAUGUACAUGCAUAUAAUUAUUUUAGUAAUUCGUGAACGAAAUUGUAAUGUACAUUUAAUACUUCCUAAGUAAAUAAAUAAUUAUAAUAACUAGUGUGCACUAAGUUUAGCGAAAAGUUUAGAUUAGUACUGACUGUUCCGCAGUUUUGGCUUCUAAAUUCCGACAGAAACUCGAUGUAUCGUAUUAGAUAUUCAUUACUAAUAUACGUAUAUUUAACACGUUAAUGUACCUAAUGUUUGUUUAUCACAGUUUAUUUUGUGAAGCUGUACGAAAAAAUCGUCCAAAACUUAUCAAUUAGUUAAAAAUAGAUUUAAGUUACAGUGUAAGUGGUUUGGAAAUCAAUAUAGGAAAUUUCACGAGAGCGUUAAUUACAUUAUAAUUAUAAUAUUUAAUAAACAGAAUGUGUUUGGAUGAGAA
This is a messenger RNA of Amyelois transitella, 3655 nucleotides long. Its product is annotated as ubiquitin-conjugating enzyme E2 R2. The coding region runs from base 442 to 1170 and encodes 242 amino acids. Gene Ontology annotation, biological process: protein polyubiquitination; ubiquitin-dependent protein catabolic process. Gene Ontology annotation, molecular function: ubiquitin conjugating enzyme activity. The transcript has 5 exons. Lineage: Eukaryota; Metazoa; Arthropoda; Insecta; Lepidoptera; Pyralidae. The record is from RefSeq and is a predicted model, not a curated record.